This is a messenger RNA of Phyllostomus discolor (pale spear-nosed bat), 3246 nucleotides long. RefSeq names its product major facilitator superfamily domain containing 1 (gene MFSD1). The record is from RefSeq and is a predicted model, not a curated record. The transcript has 16 exons. Gene Ontology annotation, molecular function: transmembrane transporter activity. Gene Ontology annotation, biological process: transmembrane transport. Lineage: Eukaryota; Metazoa; Chordata; Mammalia; Chiroptera; Phyllostomidae. Gene Ontology annotation, cellular component: lysosome. Bases 99 to 1505 code for a protein of 468 amino acids.
GGUCAUGUGGUCGCAGCAUUGCCUGGGCUGCUGGAUACUGGAUCCUUCCUGGUACUGGUGUUGCAAGCCCUCUCGCUGCUCUAUCUCCCGCCGGCCCAAUGGAGGAGGAGGAGGAGGAAGCACGGGGGCUUCUGACAAGCGGCCCAGACCAGGCCAGUAGAGAUGCCCCCGAGGUCCCCGACCCCCCAGGGACGCUACCGGCUCUCUGCGACCCCCGUCGCCUGGCGCACCGGCUUUUGGUGCUGUCGCUGAUGUGCUUCCUCGGCUUUGGUAGCUAUUUUUGCUAUGAUAAUCCUGCUGCCCUUCAGACUCAGGUUAAACGGGAUAUGCAGGUGAAUACCACGAAAUUCAUGCUGCUGUAUGCCUGGUAUUCCUGGCCCAAUGUAGUUUUGUGUUUCUUUGGCGGCUUUUUGAUAGACCGCGUAUUUGGAAUACGAUGGGGCACCAUUAUUUUUAGCUGCUUUGUUUGCAUUGGACAGGUUAUUUUUGCUCUUGGUGGAAUAUUUAAUGCUUUUUGGCUGAUGGAAUUUGGCAGGUUUGUGUUUGGGAUCGGUGGGGAGUCCUUAGCCGUUGCCCAGAACACAUAUGCCGUGAAUUGGUUUAAAGGCAAAGAACUAAACCUGGUGUUUGGACUCCAGCUCAGCAUGGCUAGAAUUGGAAGCACAGUAAACAUGAACCUCAUGGGCUGGCUGUACUCCGCAGUGGAAGCUUGGCUGGGCUCUGCUGGUCACACGACCCUUGGAGUCACACUUAUGAUUGGGGGUAUAACAUGUGUUAUUUCACUAAUUUGUGCCUUGGCUCUUGCUUACUUCGAUCAGAGAGCAGAAAGAAUUCUUCAUAAAGAAGAAGGAAAAACAGGGGAGGUUAUUAAGAUCACCGAUGUGAAGGACUUCUCCUUACCCCUGUGGCUCAUCUUCAUCAUCUGCGUCUGCUAUUAUGUUGCCGUGUUCCCUUUCAUUGGACUUGGGAAAGUUUUCUUCAUGGAGAAAUUUGGAUUUUCUUCCCAGGCAGCAAGUGCUAUUAACAGUGUUGUGUAUGUCAUAUCAGCUCCCAUGUCCCCGAUAUUUGGGCUCCUGGUGGAUAAGACAGGGAAGAACAUCAUCUGGGUUCUGUGUGCAGUGGUGACCACUCUUGCUUCCCACAUGCUGCUGGCAUUUACGCUGUGGAACCCUUGGAUCGCCAUGAGUCUCUUGGGACUCUCCUAUUCACUGCUUGCCUGCGCACUGUGGCCAAUGGUGGCGUUCGUAGUUCCUGAACAUCAGCUGGGAACUGCGUAUGGCUUCAUGCAGUCCAUUCAGAAUCUUGGGCUGGCGGUGGUUUCCAUCAUUGCUGGCAUGAUACUGGAUACUCGGGGAUAUUUGUUUUUAGAAGUUUUCUUCAUUGCCUGUGUUUCUUUGUCACUUUUAGCUGUGGUCUUACUCUAUGUGGUGAAUCGUGCCCGAGAUGGGAACCUAAAUUACUCUGCAAAACAAAGGGAAGAAAUAAAACUUUCCCAUGCUGAAUGAGAAGUUUAAAUGACUGUGCCAUGAGAAUGGGCUGCACACACCAUUGAUUUGAAAGCCUCCAUUUAAACCUUUUUAUUUAGAGUUUAGUCAUUAGGGAAAAUGAUGGUCUGAAAAGUUAUUUAUAUUUUAAGGAUACCUAUUUCAAAGUAUAUUUGUGAGGACUGUUCUAUACUGUUUUGUGUGUUGUGUGUUGCUGAAGAAUUUUACUUUAGAAUAGGCUAAUCAGCAGUCAAGUGUAGAAAGUUGCUCUGGAACAUGCAGGUGAAUUUCAGUAAGGACAGUAAAUAAUGGAAAUUGUUGGUUCUUGUAGUGUAGAGAUCAUUUUUAUCCUGUAUAUCUAAGGGAAAUGGCCUUAAUUUUAAAACAAGAAUUUUUUAGAAGCUUUUGAGGGAUAGAAGGGAUGUUUUAUAUAAAGUACGGGAUUUUCAUAGGCAUUCCCUUUUGUAAUAGGGAAUAUUGGAAAGAUUUAUGAAAUCUCUUCCUUUUCACAAAUAGCAGAUUCUGUCCUGCUCUUUUUAAUGAUGAAAGUCUGCUGAGCGGUGACCCUUUUGAACUUCCUUAUCCCUCUGUUACUGAGCACUUUUAUUAUACUUAUGGAUACAAAUUUGUGGUACACGCUUUCUGUACAGUUUUUUUUAUAGUCCAAUUAAUUACCAAAAAUGUCCUUUAAAUUAUGAUAAUUGCACAGACAUGGAUAAGUAAAAACACUGUAAAAGGAACACACGAUGUCUUCUAACUUUUGAUUUUCAAAAAAAUCUUGAAACACUGAUUUUAACUUUUUAUGUAGAAGAUUAUAAGAAAGUCUGUGUUGGAAUAAAGAAAAUUUACCUAAUUACACUCAUUGAAAGAUUAUAGGGAUCAGCUUUCUCUCCAACAUAGGCCCUUAAAAUAGCAUUUAUGUUUUUCACAUUAAAUGAAAUACGGUUAUAUUUCUCUGACGGACUUAAAACACUUUUUAAUUGACUUAGUCUUAGCAUAUUAAAGUCAUGAAAUUUUUCAUUAUGUUUUGCUAUUUAUGGGCACAAAGAUAUUUUAGACAACAACUACUAAACCAAUAAAAUUACCUGUUCAUAUUACUGAAAGUACAUGAUAUAACAUUGUAUGUCUAAAAUUUCUGGAACAGAUUGAAAGUACAUUCCUUUUCAGAGUAAGUGUACUUACAUCCAUUUUUCUGGUUUACUGUUUAUGUCGUUACUCAGUUGUUAGUUCUUUAGGUUGUGAAUGGCACGGGACUGUUCUAGCCCGUGGCUAGUGGAUAUCGGCCUCCCCGCUGGGAGAGUGCCGGGAGUCAGCUGCUGCUGGAGGGCUGCUGUGCUCUGGCCGCCCCUUCUUCUCUCCACUCCCUUGGUGCCCCAGCCGCAGGGAGCUGCUUACGUUCUUUUCAAAUGAGUCAGGUCCCAUCCCUUGUCAGGGGCUCUGUCCAAACUCCUUUUGCUUAGAAUAUUUUACCCGGGAUUCUCUGUGACCUGGUUUCACCUGAUUUCCAGUAAGCAAUCUUAGUCCCAGCUCAGAACCACUAUUCCUGUGGAAAUGAAUUCCUGUGACCUUUGAGAAAGCCUCUGCUUUCCCUUCUUAGCUUACCUCAGCCUGUGAUGCAGAACUUGUGAUGGUGUGGCUGUCUGUCUCUUCCCUUAGGUUGUAAGCUCCUUGAGGGCAAGAACUGUGUCUGUUACGUUAAUGAUUGUGUUAAUAGUGCCUAGCACAAAAUAAAUAUUUUUUUUGAAUGGUGCAUAAAUAAAAA